Messenger RNA from Ipomoea triloba (trilobed morning glory), 2158 nucleotides. RefSeq names its product DEAD-box ATP-dependent RNA helicase 39. The record is from RefSeq and is a predicted model, not a curated record. The coding region runs from base 53 to 2020 and encodes 655 amino acids. Gene Ontology annotation, molecular function: RNA helicase activity; ATP binding; nucleic acid binding. The transcript is spliced from 9 exons. Lineage: Eukaryota; Viridiplantae; Streptophyta; Magnoliopsida; Solanales; Convolvulaceae.
UGCAAAAAGAUGAGAUGAAGAAAUUCUUCGAUCCAAAAAACAGAGAACAGGGAUGAGUGGUGCUACGGUAAUGGCGAAAAUGGGAGGAACAGGGAGAGCACUGCUGGGAUACACUUUCAUUAUUCCUUCCACAGCCAAAAGCCUCUCAUUUCGCAGGCACUUUUACUCUCUCCCCUUAAACCCCCACUGGGUUUUGCAGAGGUUUAGGCCGCUCUGCUCCUCCGCCACUUACACCGCCGACGAGGACGUAUUGCAGCCGGUAAGGCACGGGAUUUUAUUGGAAAAGCUCAGACUUCGGCACCUCAAAGACUCCGCAAAAGCAGGCGGCACAGCACCAGUCGGUAAGUCGAAGGAGGCGAAGGGGAAUGGACACGUGGAGCUGGACGGGAGAAGCGGGAAGAAGAAGGCGGUGGAGGCGUCGAGUUUUGAGGAGUUGGAAUUGAGUGAGGAGGUUAUGGGAGCUUUGGAAGAAAUGAGCAUUUCUUUGCCUACUGAGAUUCAAGCUAUUGGGAUUCCUGCUGUGCUUCGUGGGAAAAGUGUGGUGUUAGGGUCGCACACUGGCUCUGGAAAGACUCUUGCUUACUUGUUACCUAUUGUUCAAUUGUUGAGAAGAGAUGAGGAGUUAUAUGGUAUCCUAAUGAAACCCAGACGCCCUCGAGCUGUUGUUUUGUGCCCAACACGGGAGCUAUGCGAGCAGGUUUUCCGGGUGGCAAAGUCCAUUAGUCAUCAUGCACGGUUCAGGUCUACCAUGGUAAGUGGUGGUGGGCGUUUAAGGCCUCAAGAAGAUUCCUUGAAUGCCCCAAUUGACAUGGUUGUGGGAACCCCGGGCAGAGUUCUUCAACAUAUUGAGGAGGGGAACAUGGUUUAUGGUGACAUCAGAUACGUGGUGCUGGAUGAGGCUGACACUAUGUUUGAUCGUGGCUUUGGUCCUGACAUUCGCAAGUUUCUGAGACCAUUGAAAACUCGUGCUGCUAAAUCUGAUGAUCAAGGAUUUCAAACUGUUUUGGUAACUGCAACAAUGACAAAGGCAGUACAAAAGCUGGUUGAUGAGGAAUUCCAAGGCAUUGAACAUUUGCGUACUUCUUCAUUUCAUAAAAAGAUUGCUUCUGCUCGGCAUGAUUUCAUCAGACUUUCUGGCUCAGAGAAUAAGUUGGAGGCAUUACUGCAGGUACUUGAGCCAAGUUUAUCCAAGGGAAACAGAGUAAUGGUCUUCUGCAACACAUUGAACUCUAGUCGUGCUGUCGACCAUUUUCUGAAUGAAAAUCAAAUCUCAACUGUCAACUACCAUGGAGAAGUUCCAGCAGAACAAAGGGUUGAAAACCUCGAAAAAUUUAAGCGUGAUGAUGGAGACUGCCCUACCCUGGUCUGCACAGACUUGGCUGCUAGGGGACUAGACCUAGAUGUGGAUCAUGUCAUCAUGUUUGAUUUCCCUUUAAACUCUAUUGAUUACCUCCACCGCACAGGAAGAACUGCUCGCAUGGGUGCCAAAGGGAAGGUAACUAGCUUGGUGGCUAAAAGGGAUUUGCUUUUGGCAACUAGGAUUGAAGAGGCAUUAAAGAAGAAUGAGAGCUUAGAGUCUCUAUCCGUUGACAGUAUUAAACGGGAUAUUGCCCGAUCCAAUAUAACGGAGCAGAAGGAGAAGAAGGAAAAGUUAGUUAAAGCUUCAAAUUCAAAAAAUAAGAAACAAUCUUCCUCAACCAAAUUACCUAGUACCAGUGGUAAAGGAAUAGCUGUCAAAAAAUCUUCAAAGGCAAUAUCUCGGAAAGCACCAACUCCAUCGAAGCCAAAAAAUGUAAUCAAAGUGUCAAAGACAUCAAGUGGGAUGCCAAAAAAUGUAAUCAAAGUGUCAAACACAUCAAGUGGGAAGAAACAGUCAACUCCGUCAAGGCCAAAAACUGUAAUAAAAUUGUCCAAGUCACCAAGCGGGAAGACACAAUCAGAGAGCCAGAAGCCCGGUUCAAAACUAAAUGUUGUUGGAUUCAGGGGUCGGAGUUCGUUGUCAAGUUCAAAGGUUGCUUGAUGUAUCUAGCUUUUUGGUCUUGAUUCUUGACAAUGGCCAUAGGAUUCACUCUCUUUCUCCACUUUACACCUUAUAUAUAUAUAUUCAUGGUUAAGGUUCAUCUGUUUCAAAAUUGAUUGCCUUGAUCUCAUUUUUCGA